This is a messenger RNA of Podarcis raffonei (Aeolian wall lizard), 1806 nucleotides long. RefSeq names its product protoporphyrinogen oxidase (gene PPOX). Lineage: Eukaryota; Metazoa; Chordata; Lepidosauria; Squamata; Lacertidae. Bases 106 to 1536 code for a protein of 476 amino acids. Gene Ontology annotation, biological process: heme biosynthetic process. The record is from RefSeq and is a predicted model, not a curated record. The transcript has 13 exons. Gene Ontology annotation, cellular component: mitochondrial inner membrane. Gene Ontology annotation, molecular function: protoporphyrinogen oxidase activity, oxygen as acceptor.
GGGUGUGCUACACGUGUGUUUUGUGUUCGUGUGAACGCAGCCAGAGAGUGGCGUAGAGGGCAUAUUGGUGUAGGAGGAGUCAGUCGCUGUAAAUCGAGAAUCCCAAUGCAGAGGACGGUGGCUGUUCUUGGUGGGGGGGUGAGCGGCCUGGCAACCUGUUACUACCUCGCCAGAAGCCCCCAGGCACCCAAGGUAAUCCUUUUAGAAAGCAGCAGCCGUCUCGGAGGAUGGAUCCAUUCCACACGUACAGAAGACGGGGCAGUUUUUGAGCAUGGGCCCAGGGGGAUCCGCCCUGCUGGGGCAGUGGGAAGAAACACCCUCCUUAUGGUCUCUGAACUUGGACUUGACGCAGAUGUCCUUCCUGUCCCCGGUGACCACCCAGCAGCCAAGAACCGCUUCCUCUAUGUCCGCGGAGCCCUCCAUAAACUCCCCUCGAGUAUCAGUGGUGUCGUGAGGACUGUUCCUCCUUUCACCCGCCCUCUGGUCUGGAGUGGCCUGAAAGAGCUCCUGUCCCCCCGCAGCUCCAAAACGGACGAGACCAUCCACGCCUUUGUGAGGCGUCGCUUUGGCCAGGAGCUGGCCGACAUUGUCAUCGACAGCCUCUGCCGGGGGGUGUUUGCCGGAGACUGCCGGACCCUCAGCGUGCGCUCCUGCUUCCCAGCGCUGUUCCAGGCCGAGCGGAGACACCGUUCUGUCAUCUUGGGCAUGGCCCUGGGCGGAGGGAAAGGCCCCCCUGUGGAUUCUCCUCUGAUCCGCAGAGCCCGGGACGAGCGAUGGAGCCAGUGGUCGCUGCGUGGCGGCAUGCAGACUCUCCCUGAAGCCUUGGAGGGCUUUGUGAAGCAGCGUGGGGUGGAGAUUCACUGCGGCGCCCCUGUGAAGCGGCUGGAGAGGGCGGCAACCGGCUCCUGGAAGAUAGUGCUUGAGGACGGCGUUGUGGAGGCAGAUCACAUCAUCAGCGCUUUGCCUGCCCAAGCGCUUGCUGAGUCGCUCCCCGGCUGGGCCGAACCGCUUGCUCGAGAGCUACUGGCCAUCCGGGCUGUUUCUGUGGGGGUGGUGAACCUACAGUACAGAGAUGUGCAUCUCCCCGUCACGGGAUUUGGGCACUUGGUACCCUCCUUCGAGGACAGCUCGUUGCUGGGCAUCGUGUACGAUUCUGUCGCCUUCCCCGGGCAGGAUGGAUCCAGCGGUCCUUGCAUGCGCCUGACAGUGAUGCUGGGCGGUGCAUGGUUUACAUCGGGGCUCGGAGAUCCGGACACCGUCCCCCACGCUGUGCUGCUGAGCCGUGCCAAGGCAGCUGUUAAGGAGCACCUGGGGGUCUCAGCCGAGCCCUCCCACAGCAUCGUCAAGGUGCAGAAGGCCUGCAUUCCUCAGUAUACACUUGGCCACUGGAAACACAUAGAGAGCGCAGCGGCUUACCUGGAGCAGCACAAGCUGCCUCUCAGCCUGGUUGGGGCUUCCUACGAGGGCGUCUCAGUCAACGACUGCAUCUCCAGUGCCCACACUGCCACAGCCAAGCUUCUUGGCCAUGUCUCCUGAGAAAGGCAGAGGGGACUUCAUCUUUCCUCGGCUUGUGGGACUCCUGCCCCAAAGUGCUUCUCUCCGCUGGCAGCCUUGGUUCUUAUCCUGCUAACUGCCUGGAAGUGGAGUUGAUGAAUCUCUUGGCACAGGAUCCAGGCCUCUCGCGUUGAAACGCAGAAGGGGGUGGUUGUGUUGGUUCAGCUUGGAAUGGAUUUGCUCCUCUGAGCUUAUAUCUUUCUGGUCUGCAAGAACCACACACUCUGUGCUGAGCACCGUCUGGAGAAUGCG